AUGCAAAUUGAAGACUAUCUAUAUGGGAAGAAACUUCAUCUUCCUCUAUUGGGGAGCAAACUAGAAAACAUGUCAAAAGAAGAUUGGUAAAUUCUUGAUAGACAGGUUUUGGAUAUUAUCCGGCUAUUCUUAUCAAGAAGAGUUGCUCAUAAUGUUACAAAAGAGAAAUCCACUGCAAGAUUGAUGGAAGCCUUGUCUGGGAUGUAUGAAAAGCCCCCAAUAAAUAAGAAAGUGCACUUGAUGAAGAAGUUGUUCAACCUAAAGAUGACAGAAAGCAUCUCUUCACUUCGAAGCAGUUGGGAAAGUAUGAGAAUAGCCGUAAGUAACUCACUUGGAAAAUCCAAAUUGAAAGAUGACGACAUCCGAGACCUGAUUUUUGCUGAAGAAGUACGAAGGAAAGACUCGGGUGAAAGCUUAAGCUCAAGUUUAGCUCUCACCAUCAACACUCGAGGGAGGAGACUAGAUAGAGGCUUAUCUAGAGGCAGAUCAAAAUCUAGGUACCGUGAAAGCAG
This is a messenger RNA of Populus euphratica (Euphrates poplar), 512 nucleotides long. RefSeq names its product Pol-like polyprotein/retrotransposon. The record is from RefSeq and is a predicted model, not a curated record. The annotation marks the transcript as partial. NCBI's taxonomy places the organism in Eukaryota, Viridiplantae, Streptophyta, Magnoliopsida, Malpighiales, Salicaceae. The transcript has 2 exons.